UAAUUCUCCCGAAGAAAAAGGUGAAUGGCAGCUUCUUUAUGCGUUUCCUCUGUAAACAAAAAGGAAGAGACGACGUGCGAGUGCGAGCUUCUCUUGCACAAAUCCACCCAGUCAACACAUAAGUUUCCAACCCGGUGUCCGUCUCCAUCCAUCCUCGUCGUUAUUUUACGCCAGAAUGCCAGCGAAUGGUCGUCCCCCGAAUUCCACACAGCUCACACCUGAGCUCAUCUUCAAGGACAGAGCUCAACUCCACCCACUAAUUGUUCCAUUCCUCGUUCUUUAAUUCUCUGUCGUCCUCCUCGCCUUCUUCUUCUUCUUCUUCUUCUUCUUCUUGAUUUUCGGUGCUCCCCAGUCGACCAAUACGUGUUUCUUGAAUCACCAUUUCACUUGGGGUGGCACCAGCAUCAUUCUCUUUCUAAGAAUCCUACACUUUGUCAAAUCAGGACUAGAAACUUUGGAAAUUUUUUGGUUUGCAAUUCAAUGGGUAAAGGAGGCGGUUGUGUGCCGAGCAAGAAAAGAUCUGUCGAGUCCCCUGAUCAAGAUCCUCCAAACCCAGAAAGGGACGGUCCUGUUCCUGCCCAGGAGCGAGCCCCGCCAGCAGCAGCAGAAGUCACUGCCCCGGUCACGGAGAACAAUGCGCAGACGACCAAGAAGCUGAGAAUUUUCAUAAUCUUUUACUCAAUGUACGGACACGUGGAGCUUCUGGCGAGGAGGAUCAAGAAGGGCGUGGACUCAAUUGAUGGGCUCGAGGGCGUUCUUUACAGGGUGCCGGAGACGCUGACGUCGGAGGUUCUGGAGCAGAUGCGGGUCCCGCAGAAAGAUGAUGAAGUGCCCGUUAUAUCCGCGGAGAAAUUGGUGGAAGCUGAUGGGUUGUUGUUCGGGUUCCCGACCAGGUAUGGGUGCAUGGCCGCGCAGAUGAAGGCCUUCUUCGAUUCGACUGGGGGGUUGUGGCGAGAGCAGAGGCUGGCCGGAGUGCCUGCCGGGUUCUUUGUGAGCACCGGCACUCAGGGCGGAGGGCAAGAAACCACGGCAUGGACAGCAAUUACUCAAUUAGCACACCACGGAAUGCUCUAUGUGCCAAUUGGGUACACUUUCGGGGCUGGAAUGUUUAAGAUGGAUUCCAUAAGAGGAGGUUCUCCAUAUGGUGCUGGAGUAUUUUCUGGUGAUGGCACAAGGGAACCGAGCACGACCGAGCUGGCCCUUGCCGAGCACCAAGGCAAGUACAUGGCCUCAAUUGUUAAGAGAUUCGCCAUACCCUGUUAAUAUAUAUGGAAAUAGAUCAUUCAAAGCACAUUUUGUGACAUUGCAUUCUCUUGUGCGAUUUGUAUCUGUCUUUUGCUUGGGGAUCAGAAAUGUAUUAUUUGAUUCUUGUUAGAUCACCUGUUCCACACUCAUCUGGGUAUGGAAGUCUGUUUGAUAUGGUCCCUCUGUAGCUCAGUUGAAAUUUUUGUGUUUGAUUUUAUUGUAAACAGUUGAAUUAAAAUGCUAUUCAGUAUAGUCUCCAAUUCGAUA
Messenger RNA from Syzygium oleosum, 1512 nucleotides. RefSeq names its product probable NAD(P)H dehydrogenase (quinone) FQR1-like 2. Gene Ontology annotation, molecular function: NAD(P)H dehydrogenase (quinone) activity; FMN binding. The record is from RefSeq and is a predicted model, not a curated record. The transcript has 2 exons. Lineage: Eukaryota; Viridiplantae; Streptophyta; Magnoliopsida; Myrtales; Myrtaceae. Bases 481 to 1263 code for a protein of 260 amino acids.